Paramecium tetraurelia is the source of this 810-nucleotide messenger RNA. RefSeq lists its product as uncharacterized. NCBI's taxonomy places the organism in Eukaryota, Ciliophora, Oligohymenophorea, Peniculida, Parameciidae. The record is from RefSeq and is a predicted model, not a curated record. The transcript has 3 exons.
AUGGCAGGUAAAAUAUAAAAUGAGUCUUUAGAUCAAUUAGAAGAGAGAGCAUAAAGAAUUUUCGGAAAGUUAUAAUCAAUACAAAAUAACGUAGAGGGGGAGAAAUAAUAAAAAUUCAAAUUGAUAUUGGGAUAUCUACAGAGUGUUGAAUCUGCAAUUGAAGAUGUUUAAUAAUAGAAAAAUUAAAAGUUUUUAGAUAUUGCAGAAAAACUAUAAAGAUUAAAAUCUAUGUUGGAUACAGAAAAAGAGGCUAGAGAUCAAAUCAAUGAAAAAAUGAAAAAAGAAAUAUUAUCAGUUGAAAAGAAUUGUAAAACACUUUUGAAUAGUUUCAGCAAAGAAAGAUUGGAAACUGAGAAGAGAGUGUUUUAAAAUCUUUCUUAAUAAGUCGAUUAAUUGUCAACAGAAAUUUAAAAAGAAUUUCAUUAAAAGUCUGAGACUUAAAAUAAAUUACUAGAAAUCUAAAAUGAUUAAAUCCCAUAAUUCUACUAAGAAAUUGAAUAAGAGAUUAGAAUCAGAGAAGAAAUUGAAGAGAAAAUAGCUCAAUAAUUCAAUGAAUAAUUGGAUGAAUUGAAAAGAAUAUUUGAUAGUUAAUAAAAGUAAAGAGAAUAAAGAGAAGAAGAAAUAAUUGGAAUAUUAAAGAAGAUAUACUAGAAUGCUUAUGAAGCUUGCAAAAGAAAUAGAGCAGAUAGAGAAAGAAAUGAAGAAUUAUUAGUUAAAUUAGUUGAAUAAGUAGUUGAAAAAAUUAAAAGAGAGAUAGUCGAUUCUGAUUUUUGAAAUAACAUUAUUAAAUAUAAAUAAUAUUAUUUUGAA